Messenger RNA from Labrus mixtus (cuckoo wrasse), 2010 nucleotides. Its product is annotated as E3 ubiquitin ligase TRAF3IP2-like. Gene Ontology annotation, biological process: humoral immune response; positive regulation of canonical NF-kappaB signal transduction. The coding region runs from base 387 to 1814 and encodes 475 amino acids. The transcript has 10 exons. NCBI's taxonomy places the organism in Eukaryota, Metazoa, Chordata, Actinopteri, Labriformes, Labridae. The record is from RefSeq and is a predicted model, not a curated record.
UGAGAUGUUUUAUUUUAAAUGGAUUGAGCUUUAAAUAUUAACUUUAAUUCAUCCUCGGACUCAUUUUUGGGGGAAUACCUUCCAUGCUGGUCAUUCAAGAGGAAACCUUUAAUGUCUCACAGCUGCUCGUUCCACUCCCAUAACCGCAAUGAGAUUCCUUACUUCAACAAAACUCCUAAAAUUAAAAUCUACUUAUCGACACUAUCGUCCUCCAGUUAACCUUUCCUGGAAGGUCUGGCUGAGCCGCACAAACUCUACACUCAUGGCUCUGAUUGGACGGAGCUGAAGUGUGAAGAAUUUGCAUAUAGCAGGCUGUAACACACACAAGCCUCUGCACCUAGAGGAGUGUGAAGAAUCCAGCAGAGAACAGGCACUAACCUGGUUAGAUGGAGAAAUCUGAAAAAGUACCUUCCUCUUCAAACGAGUCUAAAAGUCACCCUCCAUUUUUCCCUCCUGAAGUCACAGUAAACAGAAUAUUUCGCGCUACUCCACAUCAUGACAGAGUCACGCCACUCUGUUACAUGGACGCUGAUUAUUUCUCCCCAAAGAGCCCGCGCAGAGUCGAACAGGCGAGCCAGAUGUUCAGCAGGAGUCAUCAUACUCAUGCUGCACAAAGUGAAGAUCUGAUGCAGCGCAGAGAGCCGGACAGUGGAGGAGCGACUUCUGUCGGGAUGAAUCUCCAUCAUCACUCCUCUCCGGGUGGUUACUCCUAUCGUCCUGCAAACACCGAGGAGACUGACACUGGAGGAGAGUGCUGCUGUUGUAGAUCAAAGCAGAGUGGAAGAACAGGACCUGCAAAUACACUCAGCAUGAGCAUUUCUAGAGAGCAGGGUGAUUACAGCUCUCAACCUCAGAGCGAUGAGGAGGAACUUGAGCCUCCUUUGCCACUAAGAGCUGAUGAUGAGUGGCAACACUACAGUCCUUAUCUUCCUCCUCAACACCACAGACACGACUAUGAGCCUCGUCAUACCAUGGAUGUUAGGUUUUAUGAUACUGCAGGAGAAAGGCAGUACAACUUUAAUCCCUCCAACAGAUUCCCUCCUCAGCCAUAUUACUGUCCUGCUCCCCGGCAGCCCAUGAGACCCUACGAUGACCCCCACAACUGGCUCAGGAGUCGGGAUGACUUAAUGAACCCCAGCCUGGCUCAGGGGAGCGUCUCGGUCAACGUGCCCCAGUUCUUCGUCCCGCCUGUGGAGGGCGUGUCACAGGUCAGCGUCAUGAACCCGAGCUCAGCCGGAGCAGCAGAGGCGUCCGUCUCACAUAAACACGAGAAAAGAAGAACCAUCAGUCUGCCGGAUGAGUGCCGAAAUGUUUUUAUAACUUAUUCUUCUGACGUUUCUUCAGAGGUCGUCCCCUUUGUGGACUUUCUCACCAAACAAGGUUUCCGACCAGCUAUUGACAUAUUUGACAGCCCUAUCAGACGCAUGGACAUCAACAAGUGGAAGGACAGCUACCUGAAAGACCCAUCAAACCUAAUUAUCGUUGCCAUCAGUCCAAAAUAUAAGGAUGACAUUGAAGGAUCGGUCGUGGACAGUCAUGGUCUACAGACGAAAUAUAUUCACUCCAUGAUGCAGACUGAAUUUAUUCAGCAAGGCAGUUUGAACUUCAGAUUCAUACCUGUUCUCUUCCCCAAUGCAUCCCAGAAGCACGUACCAACCUGGCUCCUGAACACUCGCGUGUACCGCUGGCCACAGGACACUGAGGAUUUGUUACUGCGGCUGCUCAGAGAGGAGAGAUAUGUUCCUCCACCUGUACCCAUGGAGCUGACCCUCAUCAUCAGGCCUGUGGCCCCCAGCUCUGCAACUUCCCUGUAAAAAGCAUACAUGAUAAUGAAUUUGUGAAGCAUUUGAUUGUUUUGUUUUUCUAGUGCAUCUUAUCUGGAAUAUUGUGCAGCUUGUGAAUCUCUUUAUUGCUCCAGUUAAAAGCCAAUAAGCUCAUGGUAUAUGACAUUUAUCAUAUGCAGGCCAACAGAUGUUUUUUUUCAUAUGUCAAUAAAGUUUUUUCACUGUG